Babesia bovis T2Bo is the source of this 2417-nucleotide messenger RNA. RefSeq names its product MutS domain DNA mismatch family protein. Bases 16 to 2391 code for a protein of 791 amino acids. The record is from RefSeq and is a predicted model, not a curated record. Lineage: Eukaryota; Apicomplexa; Aconoidasida; Piroplasmida; Babesiidae. Gene Ontology annotation, cellular component: nucleus; MutSalpha complex. Gene Ontology annotation, biological process: mitotic recombination; mismatch repair. Gene Ontology annotation, molecular function: ATP-dependent DNA damage sensor activity; mismatched DNA binding; ATP binding. The transcript is spliced from 9 exons.
AUUUGUGUCUAUAAAAUGGAGGAACGCCAGACAAUCGAGUCACUAAGUGCUGAUGAUUCAUAUAACUACAAUGUAAUUGUGUCUAUAGUAUGUAAACGUCAGAAAUCUGCAAUUAAGUAUCUUGGUGUAGCAAUAUGUAAUGUGUUGGAUUCAAAUUUGAAUAUUGUAGAGAUAAAUGAUAAUGAGUUCUUCACAGUGCUGGAAUCAAUCCUUCUACAGGUCGCUCCAACUGUAUGUAUAAUGUCUACAACAAAGGAUAGUAUUGAUAUUAAAAGAAUCAAACAUAUACUUUCGCUCUGUAAUAUAGAUUGUUUGAAGCAUAUAACUACAAGUAUAACUGACUCAAUCACAACUGUAGAAGAAAUGAGAAUAAAGGGGAAUUUAGAGUUUCUACUUGGACAAGAGGAUCAUCUUAGGAAUUAUUCUAAAUUCUUUGCAUCUCCAUUAGGAAUGCGCGCACUGUUGGAUAUAUUUGAUACUUUUGAGCUUUUAAAACAGCCCACUUGUAAGCAGAGCUUUCGUUUAGGGUAUUAUAAACUUAAUAAUUAUUUGUCAAUGGAUAGGGCGGCGUUCGCAUCAUUGUCUAUAUUACCCUCCACGAGUAAUUACUUUAAUGAAUCAACUGGAACAUCUUUGUUCGGUCUUUUGAAUAAAUGCCGCACUGCCAUUGGAGCGAGAAGAUUAAGAAUGUGGGUGUCUCAGCCCCUUACGGAUGCCGAUGAGAUUAGUAAAAGGCAUGAUUGUGUAGAAGCUUUUAUGGGAGGUGCAUAUAAAACGAUGCAGGCUGAAUGCUUAAGAAAAGUCCCGGAUCUUGAUUCUAUAAUAAUGAAAUUUAAAUCUCUAGAAGGAGUUAGUGAAUUGUCCUCUACCCAAAAGAAUGUGAUGACAUUUGAGGAUGUUGUACACCUUUAUGAAUGUGUGAUAGCUGUUAAUAGGAUGGUGCAAUUUUUGCUUAUUCCGUACAAUGGCAUACAUGCAGACACCGUUAAACUUAUGUUCAGUGGUCCCCUUUUUAAGAUUUCAUCUCUCUUCGAGCCCUUCUUACGUUUAGUGGAAAAAACUGUCGAUUUAAAGGAAGCAGAAAAACGUAAUUAUGUUAUCAACCGCAAUUUUGAUAAAAACUUAUCCCUCAUGGGUAAUAAGUUAGAUACUAUCAGAGAUGAAAUGGAACAUUUAAGGGAGUCUAUUGAAGAUGAAAUUUACUAUGGAUUGAAAAAAACAAAAAAGGGAGGUAACCUGAAACUAAUUGAAUGUAAUCAUAUGGGAUUUCUAUUCAGGGUAUCGAAAAAGGAUCAUGCACUGUUGCAAGAAUGCGAAGGAAUAAGUAAAUAUGUAGAGAAGGUGAGGUUAAAUAAAACUGAGUUCCUCUUCACAACAUCAAAACUCCGUCACUUAUGCGCUAAAUUUGCUAAUGCUCAAAAGGAAUAUGAAAUUGCGCAAUCAAGAUUAAUGAAAAAGGCAUUAAAAGUAGCUGCUACUUAUUGGCCAUUGGUAGAACGAUUCACCAACAUAAUUGCGACAUUAGAUAUAUUAGUAGCAUUUGCAGAGGCGGCCGCCACUUUGCAGUAUGUGCGGCCUGAAAUUGAUUUGGAAAAUAAGGAAAUAAGUUUAGUCAAUGCAAGGCAUCCUUUAGUAGAAUGCGGAAUUAAUACCCGUCUUUUCGUACCUAAUAGCCUAUAUAUGACAAGAGAAACAUCACUAGUUCAUAUAACUACGGGUCCAAAUAUGGGUGGGAAAUCAACCUACAUACGACAAGUUGGUAUCAUCGUUGUUAUGAAUCAAAUUGGAUCAUUCGUUCCAUGUACAAGCGCCAAGAUUCCCAUAUUCAAGCAUGUUCUCUGUAGAGUUGGGGCAUCAGACAUUCAACUCCGAGGAGUGUCCACGUUUCUCGCUGAAAUGAUAGAAGCAGCCGCUAUAUUGAAAACAGCCAACGAACAUUCGUUGGUCAUCAUAGAUGAGCUAGGCAGAGGUACAUCAACAUAUGACGGUUUUGCUUUGGCAUGGGCAAUUAUAGUGGAUUUACUCAAUAACGCAAAGUGUUUCUGCCUUUGCGCUACCCAUUUCCAUGAAAUGGGUGAACUUAAAGAUGAUUACCCCUGUGUCGAGAAUAAAUAUGUGGCAGCAAAGUAUUUUGAAGAGACAAAGAAAAUGGUCUUACUAUAUGAAAUUAAAGAUGGUGUAUGUAAGGAAUCCUAUGCCAUUAAUGUGGCAGAUAUCGCAUUAUUCCCUCAAGAAGUAAUAGCAAACGCUCAGGUAAAACUUGCCGAGUUAGAACAUGUCGAUAAAGAUAUUGAUCUCAAGCUUCUACAUCAGCUUACUGCUACUUCAACAUAUGAAGAUUUCAGGAAUAACUAUCCUAAUUUAAUCGCUAAGCUUCAAAUUUCUGAUUAACAACACUACUGUCCCCCCUGAACAUC